AUGAGAUAUGGUGUUCCAAACUUGACGUCCAGUCCAGCUUGCAAUUCGCCGAUCGCCGGUUUUCCGAUUCAGAUUUACAGAGAGAAAAUGGUGAGAGCGCCAUGCUGCGAGAAGACAGGAUUGAAGCGAGGACCAUGGGCACAGGAAGAAGACGACCUUCUGAUCGAUUACAUCAACAAAAACGGCCAUGGAAGCUGGCGAUCUCUCCCCAAACUCGCUGGUCUUCUUCGUUGCGGGAAGAGUUGUCGUCUCCGGUGGACAAAUUACCUCCGGCCAGACAUCAAACGCGGUCCCUUCACCCUCGAAGAAGAAAAACUUGUCAUCCAGUUACACGCCAUACUUGGCAACAGGUGGGCUGCAAUUGCUGCCCAGCUACCCGGAAGAACAGAUAACGAGAUCAAGAACUUAUGGAACACUCACUUUAGAAAGCGUCUCAUGUCCAUAGGCAUUGACCCACAAACACACGAACUGUAUAGUUUAUAUGGCUCGUCGAAACGACUCCCAGCCUCGCCUUCCACCCGCCACAUGGCGCAAUGGGAGAGCGCCAGGCUGGAAGCCGAGGCAAGACUCUCAAUGGAGUCUUCUUCAAUACUCGCGUCACCUAAAAUAACCAACACCGACCAUUUCCUACGUGUUUGGCAAUCAGAAGCCGGUGAAUGUUUCAGAAACAUUAAGAGGAAGCCGGACUGCUUUAGUCCGGCUUCCCAAGCCUCGGUCUUGAUUUCUGGCACUACUGAACCGGAUUCAAGAUUCGAAGAGGCCAUAACUUUCUAUCAUGGGUCGAGCCCAAGUGAAGUGGAGGAUUCAUCUUAUACCGCACUUGAGUCCUUCUUUGAUUUCCAUGACCACAAUGAUAUGAGCUUCUUAGAAGCUCACUCCAAUUAAAAUUCCCUUUGUAUGCUUGUCUUUGAGGUCUCACAUUUAUUCCUAUAAAUCACAAUUUUUUUUUUUUUGGCCAUGUUGGUUGUGAGACCGAUUGGUAGGGCGUAACUUUAGUAUAUGAAAGCUCAAGUUCUUUUUUCCCAAGUCUUCAUUGUAUUUUAAUGAGUGGUGAC
Lactuca virosa is the source of this 1055-nucleotide messenger RNA. NCBI's taxonomy places the organism in Eukaryota, Viridiplantae, Streptophyta, Magnoliopsida, Asterales, Asteraceae. The record is from the annotation of a GenBank genome assembly.